AUGUCUCAUCGACGGCUAGGUACCGCCAUGACAGGACGUAGGACUCCCUACAGGGUAAAGCUGAAAACUGAUCUAAACGCGGCUUUCGAAGCGAUCAGCCUUACCGGAAAAUUCGCCGGAUGGGAGGCGCUUCCGAGAGCCCCACCGGCGUGGCUCUAUGUUGAUGGGGUUGGAGACAUCAGCAUGCCUCUGGGCGAGGAACAGAUCAUGCAGAUCAUCGGCAAAGCGCAACAGACUCCCUAUGGCUCCACAACACCAGAGGAACCGGACGUUGGCGGGCCUGUCGGUAACAACAUAUGGGAACUCAAUCCAGACCAGUUGGAGUUCCUCGACCCGGAAUGGCCAAACUAUCUGCUCAUGUUAAGGGACCUCGUCGAAUCCAAGCUCGACGUCGAUGGGCCCAUUCGAUUAAAUUUCCACAGGAUGAUGAUCUUUGGAAAGGGUGCGAUGUCGACGCCCCAGACCGACAUUCAGAGGACUCGCGGGAUGUUUGGAACCCUGAUGAUAUGUUUGCCAUCGGCUCAUGAGGGCGGUGAAGUACGCGUGGAGCACAACGGAGAAUCGAUGGUUUUGGGUGGAUCGGACGCAAGCCAGUCAUUUUCUUGCUGGUAUUCGGACGUCACUCAUGAAAUUCUACCGGUCAAAUCCGGCUACCGAUGCGUCUUGACUUACAAUCUAGCCACCAGGCCUGAUUUGACCCCACCCACUGCAAGUGCACUCGACUUGAAAAAGCUUCCACUCCGCAACACCCUCGAAUCCUGGAUCAAAGACUUGGCUAGUAAGAAGACGUCCAAAGUGCCAAGCCAUCUUUAUCAAGUCCUUGAUCAUGAAUACUUCGAACCUCCCACGUGUAUGAAAGAAUUUAACGAUAAAGACUUGGCCCGGGUCCAUCUGCUAGAAGGUUUUCAGCCCGAACUCCCCUUUGAAAUCCUCUUGGCCUCACUGGAGAAAAACGAGCAGGGGCCUAUCACUCGCGAAUAUCAGAGGAAACGCUUGGAAUCUGAUAACUCCGGCUCCGAUCGCUCCGACUCUGAGCAGUACGACUCUGAUUGGGACUCCAUGGCUGAAUAUCACGAGCUCGACGAAGUAGAAGACGUCGAAUAUUGUGUCAAGUCGCUUCGUACACUCGAUGGCACAAUCAUCGCUAGCAGCUGCGAUCUUAACUUGAACUUUUGCCUGGCGGCCGAUCCCUUUGAGAAUCUGAACGAGCCCUCCGAAGAAUGUUUUGACGACUUUGCUUGCCAUGUGUUUCGUACUUCAGCUCUUGUGAUUGUUCCGCACCAAAAAAUCGGAGAGUAUCUGGCUCAUUGCGCACACGAAUCUGAAAUCCCUCGCUCAACAUCCCAAGAUGAGACACUAUUUGGCGAGUGUCAAUCGGCUCUGCGCUUUCUUGGACACAUCUGUUCGGACCUGCCACUUCAAAUUUCUAUGCUGGACGCAAUGUGCAUACUUUUUGUAUCUGCCUCGAAAACAACAUUCAGGAAAUUGGACGCCGCUGUUAUCCUCCAGAUUGCCCUGCAAUACUCCCAUUACACACUUUUCCAGACGGUUGGACUCGACCACAAAGGGCGUCUAACAAUCAGUUUUUUCGAAUGGGCAAAAGAGCUGUUAAGCUCAUGUCCAGACGCAGACCGCGCUGAAAAGUACCAGACAUGGAUACCAUUCCUCAUUCUGAGUUUUCCAUCUAUGGAUGAUAGGAUCCGGAUCAUCGAGGCGAUCUCAAAUCCCAGUGAUGAUGCGGCCGGACAUGAAGUAACGCACCCCCCGCUAAAGGCUGAGUCUGACCUCUGGAGGUCCAGUGGGCUAAAAUUAGAAUCUGCGACACCUUCAUCUGAAAAGAUAAGGAACAUCACGAAAAUGUCAGAUCACUCAUUACCCACCUCUAUCGGAUACUUCCGGGGUCCUGGUCCUACUGGCCCAGAUGUAGUACUGCCAAAGUCUAGCACCUGGACGCAAGACAUGAUCCGUCGAUCCGUCGUGAGAUUCCCCGAAACCAGCAACAGACCCACUGUGACAGAUCCCCGCUAA
Messenger RNA from Puccinia triticina, 2028 nucleotides. RefSeq lists its product as uncharacterized. The coding region runs from base 1 to 2028 and encodes 675 amino acids. The transcript is spliced from 4 exons. The record is from RefSeq and is a predicted model, not a curated record. NCBI's taxonomy places the organism in Eukaryota, Fungi, Basidiomycota, Pucciniomycetes, Pucciniales, Pucciniaceae.